UAUUUACAUUUCGAUACUUAAAAAUACAUUUAAUCCCAUUCAAAAAAAAAUUUAUCGUUAUUAUGAAAAAUCAUUCCAAUUAACAACUCUAAUGAGCAAUAAUUUUUAAAUAGUCCAAUGAACAUGAGACACAGCAAUUGAGCAGUUUAAGGAGUUAAAAUAUUAGAUUUGUAACAACGUCAAAUACACUUACGUAUUGUUUUCCUACAGUCCUACUAUUCCAUUGUUUUCUGGUUCUCACGUUAUUUAUUCACAUUUCCUUUAUACUUCUUUUGAAGUUUUGGAUGAAUCUUGAAUUGUUUUGUGCGCGCACAGGACGGAUUAUUGAGUGCGCAGAGGAGAAAUGUGACUCUCUUCUCAUUAACUAUAAAGAACAUUUGUACAAUAAAUAUAACAGAUAUUUUCUGGCCUUUUUUCUCUGUGAAAUUUUUAACCUCGCUAUUGCAGCUGGACAGUUUUACAUUACGGAUAAAUUCUUGGGACGAAGUUAUUUAUCUUAUGGUUCAGAUGUGUAUAGGUACUACAGUAUUCCAGAAGAAGAAAGAGGAUUGUACGGAAAUCAUAAUCCAAUGUGCCAAACAUUUCCAAGGGUUGUCAGCUGUACAUAUUUCCGGUAUGGAGGAGGGGGAAGGCAAGAAGCAUUACAAGCACUUUGUAUCAUAGCUCUAAAUAUAAUCAUAGACAAGGUUUAUUUGGUUCUCUGGAUCUGGUUUGUGAUUCUUCUUAUCUUUGGAUCAUUUAGAAUAAUACAAAGAUGCCUUCAGACUCUCUCUAUAUUCAGAUAUCAUCUGCUAAGAUUAAGAAUGCACAGAUAUUUCAAGGAUUCAGAACAGUGUGCUAAUAUUCAGGCUUAUGUUGCAAACUGCAGCAUAGGAGAUUGGUUUGUCUUGUAUCAGAUGAGUAAAAACAUGAACAGACGCCUAUUUUACAUGUUUCUGAAUAAACUGGCUAAAUCGGGUAGAUCUCCAGUCAAAAAUAAGAAGGACAACAAUCUUGCCGAAAGUUUGAUAACAGUGCAAAAAGAAGAAAAAUCUGAUGCAGAAAAAACGCCUCAAGAGAAUGAAGAAAAAGAUAAGAAGGAGGAGAAGGAGGAGAAGAAAGCAGAUACUGUUGAGGAAACUGAUGAACGACGAAGAAAAAAAGAAUCCUUGGACAGAGAAGAAGAGCCAAGAUUCUUCAGAAAACUCUGGAAAGAGAGUAAAGAAGACGACAACAAAAAUAGCUGCAAAAAUAACAAUUUACUGAAAACUAAGAAGAAAAGUUAAGAACACUUCAGUAUACACCAUUGAUAGUAUUUAAACCGUAAAUAUCAUUGCAAAAAAACUAUUCGUUCGUUUAAGAACGAUAUUUAUCAUUGUCUGUUGACGUUGCAUUAAAAAAUAAUUAUUUGGUCUCGAAAAGCACUUUUUUCCGGGUCUCCCAGAGAGUAUAUGAUAAAAUUAUAUUGAAUAUAAAACAACUUGCAUACAAAAGUAUCAUUACUUCUACAGCCAGGAGAAAAUAUUUCUUGAAGAGGUAGAGUUUUUCUUUCUUAGUUUUUUAUACAGCAUGAUUUCAGUUUGUUUAGUUUUCUAUGUAUGUACCGUGAAACAUGUCACAUUUACAUAAAUUUGAAAUAUAUUCUAAAACAGUUUA
Molecule: messenger RNA, 1635 nt
Organism: Eurytemora carolleeae
Lineage: Eukaryota; Metazoa; Arthropoda; Copepoda; Calanoida; Temoridae
Product: innexin inx2
Exons: 12
Coding region: 285-1265 (326 amino acids)
Biological process (GO): phototransduction
Cellular component (GO): plasma membrane; gap junction
Molecular function (GO): gap junction channel activity
Source: RefSeq, a predicted model, not a curated record